UCCGGUGCUUGUGAAAUGGAACACAAAAGUAUGGAUAUGGAAAACCAACAUCCUUCUAUGAGUAGGCUUCAGGAAAUCCAAAAGGAGGUAAAAAGCAUAGAAGAGCAAGUACUCGGCUUCAAUGAUCUGUCAGAGGACAAGAAUUACAAGAAACUGGAGAGGAUGCUAACAAAGCAACUCUUUGAAAUAGACUCUGUAGACACUGAAGGAAAAGGAAACAUCCAGCAAGCCAGGAAGAGGGCUGCACAGAAGACAGAACGUCUCCUCAAGGAGUUGGAGCAAAACGCAAACCACCCAGACCAAAUUGAAAUACAGAACAUUUUUAAGGAAGUCCAGUCCCUUAUGAGAGAGAAAAUUGUGCCAUUUUAUAGUGAAGGCAACUGUGUAACUGAUGAAUUUGAAGAAGGCAUCCAGGACAUCAUUCUGAGGCUGACACAUGUUAAAACUGGGAGGAAAAUCUCCUUGUGGAAGGCAAGGUAUCACACUUUGACCAAAAUCUGUGCAUUGCAAGAAAUCAUCGAAGACUGCACGAAGAGGCAGCCUUCCCUGCCGCUGUCUGAGGACACACAUCCCUCUGUUGCCAAAAUCAACUCUGUGAUGUGUGAGGUGAACAAGGCCAGAGGUACCCUGAUUGCACUUCUGAUGGGGGUGGACAACAGUGAGACGUGCAGGCACUUGUCUUGUGUGCUUUCGGGGCUGAUGGCUGAUCUGGACGCUUUAGAUGUGUGCGGGCGUACAGAAAUCAGAAAUUAUCGGAGGGAGGUCGUAGAAGACAUCCACAAACUAUUGAAAUAUUUGGAUUUAGAAGAGGAAGCAGACACUACUAAGGCGUUUGAUCUGGGACAGAAUCAUUCCAUUUUAAAAAUAGAAAAGGUCCUCAAGAGAAUGAGAGAAAUAAAAAAUGAACUUCUCCAAGCACAGAAUCCUCCUGAAUUGUACCUGAGCUCCAAAACAGAAUUGCAGAGUUUGAUUGGACAGCUGGAUGAGGUAAGUCUCGAAAAACCCUGCAUCCGUGAAGCCAGGAGAAGAGCGGUGAUUGAAGUGCAAACUCUGAUCACUUAUAUCGACUUAAAGGAGGCCCUUGAGAAAAGAAAGCUGUUUGCUUGCGAGGAGCACCCAUCCCAUAAAGCUGUCUGAAAUGUCCUUGGAAACUUGUUGGAGAUCCAGGGGGAAGUUCUUUCUUUUGAUGGAAAUCGGACUGACAAGAACUACAUACGGCUGGAGGAGCUGCUCACUAAGCAGCUGCUGGCCCUGGACACGGUGGACCUGCAGGGAGAGGAGUGGUGUAAGGCUGCCCGAAAGCAGGCUGUGAAGCUGGCCCAGAACAUCCUCAGCUAUCUCGACCUGAAGUCGGACGAGUGGGAGUACUGA
Carlito syrichta (Philippine tarsier) is the source of this 1371-nucleotide messenger RNA. RefSeq names its product BAG family molecular chaperone regulator 5-like. Gene Ontology annotation, biological process: negative regulation of protein ubiquitination; regulation of inclusion body assembly; protein stabilization. Gene Ontology annotation, cellular component: membrane; cytosol; nucleus. NCBI's taxonomy places the organism in Eukaryota, Metazoa, Chordata, Mammalia, Primates, Tarsiidae. The record is from RefSeq and is a predicted model, not a curated record. Gene Ontology annotation, molecular function: protein-folding chaperone binding; adenyl-nucleotide exchange factor activity.